This is a messenger RNA of Humulus lupulus (European hop), 578 nucleotides long. Its product is annotated as ubiquitin-like protein 5. The transcript has a single exon. Gene Ontology annotation, molecular function: protein tag activity; protein binding. Gene Ontology annotation, biological process: mRNA splicing, via spliceosome; protein modification process. The coding region runs from base 119 to 340 and encodes 73 amino acids. Gene Ontology annotation, cellular component: nucleus; cytoplasm. The record is from RefSeq and is a predicted model, not a curated record. NCBI's taxonomy places the organism in Eukaryota, Viridiplantae, Streptophyta, Magnoliopsida, Rosales, Cannabaceae.
UAUAAUCUUAUUUGCGCACCACCGCCUUUCACUAAGCUUAUUUUCUCAAGCUCUUUCUCCAUUAAAACUCCAAACUUUGGGAAUUUAGGGUUUCAGAAAUUGCUAUUGAAGAACGAAGAUGAUCGAGGUGGUAUUGAAUGAUCGCUUAGGAAAGAAGGUGAAGGUUAAGUGUAACGAGGAUGACACCAUCGGCGACCUGAAGAAGCUUGUGGCGGCCCAGACCGGAACCAGAGCCGAUAAGAUUCGAAUUCAGAAGUGGUACAACAUCUACAAGGACCAUAUCACCCUCAAGGACUACGAGAUCCAUGACGGCAUGGGUCUCGAGCUCUACUACAACUGAUUUCAUCCUUCUUCUUCAGUACGUUUUUUUUUUCGCUUUCGCUUCUGUUUUGUGUUUGGGCUGCUAUUCGAUCAACGUUUCUUGUUAAAAAUUACAAGAACUGUGCUUCUGUCUAUGUUUUACUGUUUCUUAUGAGAAAUUGGUACUAUAAUAGUAUGAUGUAAUUAUUUGGCCCCAAUAGAGAUUAGGGCUUUUAAGCGUAUGAUGUUAUGGAAUGAAUGAUCUAUUUUUUUUUUUU